Messenger RNA from Portunus trituberculatus (swimming crab), 1319 nucleotides. RefSeq names its product ionotropic receptor 93a-like. Gene Ontology annotation, cellular component: membrane. The transcript has 7 exons. Lineage: Eukaryota; Metazoa; Arthropoda; Malacostraca; Decapoda; Portunidae. The record is from RefSeq and is a predicted model, not a curated record. Gene Ontology annotation, molecular function: ligand-gated monoatomic ion channel activity. Bases 62 to 1105 code for a protein of 347 amino acids.
GUAUGUGUUGUCUCAUGAGAGAACCUUCGGUAACAAGCUGCCCAAUGGCUCCUGGACCGGCAUGCUGGGCAUGGUGGUGCGGGAGGAAGCAGACUUCUCCCCGGCACCAUUUGCACUAAACCCUGCACGGAACGAGGCGGUGGAUCCGUCAUCAGUGUAUGGCAUUGUACAGGUGAGGAUACUGAGCGGCCUCACGGGACUGAAGAUUGACCCGUGGGGGUUCCUAUUGCCCCUCACGCACCUGGUGUGGGCAGUCACCGUGGCUGCGCUGCUGGGGGUGCUCUUCGUCCUCCAGUUGUUUCCGUCAUGUCAGCCUGGCAGGUCGCUCCUCUGCAGUGACUGGUCCGUCAACGCCUUCAGCCCUGUGCGCGUCCUCCUGCAGCAAGACGUGGUGUGGCCCGCGCAAUGGUGGUGGUGGGAGCGUCUGGUGCUGGGGCUGUGGAUGCUGGCCACGCUGGUGCUGACCAAGAGCUACGCCGGCAACCUCAUAUCCCUGCUGGCCGUGAGAUACGUGCCGCAGCCCUUCCAGACUCUGCAAGACAUUGUUGACAACGUCCGCGUGGCCGUAAUAGCUCAGAAACAUUCGACCUUCGAGCAAUCACUCAGGGAAGUCAAAUAUGGAGUGUUCCACGAGAUAGCUGAGCUGGAGGACAAGGGUCGUCUUAACUUCCUCACACACUCCGAGCUGGCGGAGAGCUUGGACACCCUGGUGAGGGCCGGCCACCACGUCCUCGUGGACCUCGACGUCAACCACAGGAAACGCAUGUCUCUUGACUUCUCGCGGAAAGGUCGGUGCGACUUUUACAGAUCACGAGAAAGCUAUUUGCCGCUUCCUUGUUCCAUGGUAGUGCAGAAGACGAGCCCUCUCCUGCACGGCAUCAACAAGGGUCUCAUGACGUUGUUCGAGAAAGGCAUAAUUCGACAUUGGACAGACAGUGAGGGGAAUCAUACAGUGUGCAACAACGUUCCCAAGAAAGUGAUGAUUACUUCUUACAUCUCCCUGUCAAACAUUUGGGGAGUGUUCGCAAUGCUGGGCGGGGGACUGACUGCCGGGUUAGUGGUCUGGUGUGCCGAGCUGGUGGUCAGACCCUCACAGCAACACUGACAUCGUGCCCCACCUCUCCAGUUGUCAUAUAAGGAUAUUGUUACAUGAGAUCAUAAGAACAUGAAGGAAUAAGAAAGCAGCAAGACACCGCCACACCUGCACGUGGAGAUCCCUUUUCUGGUUGAAGUAAUUCACGCAGCCACUAACACCAAACCCCGGUGAUCAUCAGUAAAUAUUAUGUAUCAGCCCGACAAUAAAUAACUGACUUUCUAGG